Penicillium brasilianum is the source of this 1742-nucleotide messenger RNA. The record is from the annotation of a GenBank genome assembly. NCBI's taxonomy places the organism in Eukaryota, Fungi, Ascomycota, Eurotiomycetes, Eurotiales, Aspergillaceae.
CCUCCAUCUUUUCCCCCCGUCAAUUCUCGUCUCGAUAUUGCUUCUUCGAGACAGACGAACCCCGCCACUACGGCUCCACUUCUGCAGACCUCGCGGAUCUCGACACAGCGUUCGACACUACUCUGGAAAUGGGAAAGCUUCGCUCGAAAGCAGGAUGCCUAACUUGCCGGCAGAGGCAUGUCAAAUGCGAUCAAGUCAAGCCGAUCUGUUCACAGUGCCAGAAAAAGAACCGGCCUUGUAUUCGAGAAGAUCCAUCCAAGAGCAUCAGGAUCAAGCCUUAUCAACCACGAAAGGCCGGGGGAGACCCCAAGGAUGCUCUUAGCCAUGACUCGGAUGAAAUAUAUCACCCCGCGGAGCACCGAGCCGCGGACACAGUGAUUGCGAAUCCAACCAGCCCUGAACAUAUACCUAAUCCAAGUUAUGCAGCAUUCGGUACCAAUGGCUCGGUGACAUCGCCAUACCUCCCACAAGGGUCUACUAACCUCCCAAAGCUCACCAAUGAUUCCGUUCCCGCCCCUCUGAUGGCCUCUCCAGUCAACAAUACCACUAACUCACCAUACUUCAGCGUGGUCGGACUCCCGAUCUCCCACCUGCUUCGACCGGACUCUUUAAGUCCAUGGUCUGCGGCUUCGCCCGCAGGUGCGAUACAUGCAGGGUCUCCGCUGACCUACAGAGAAGCUUAUCUUGUGCAUCACUUUGCGACGCACCUUGGGUAUUGGCUCGACUGCACCGACGCUUCUCGCCAGUUUACCCGGAAAAUCCCCACCCUGGUUAAGCAAUCACCGAUCCUGCUGCAUGCCGUUCUUUCCUAUGCGGCCCGGCACGUCGGGGAUGCCGAAAUGGCCGAGCAAGCCCAUGAGCGUUGCGUAGAAUUAUUGAUCCCUUCCUUGAGCUCGGAAACCGUGACCGACGAUGAUAUUCUCCUGUGUGCAAUUGUCAUCCUGCGGGUGUUUGAACAACUGAAUGUCAUGGUAACUGGAAGCGAUCAGGAGCGUCAUUUAGCCGGCUGCUCGGCUCUGCUCCGGGCGUCGCAAGGACGGGAGGUGGAUCCCUCGACCCCGGGAUUGCGGCAGGCAGCUUUCUGGGUGUACAUGCGACAGUGCCUCUACAACGCAUGUGUACAUCAACAGGCUCCUAAUGUGGACUUGAACUUGGUUCUCAUCCCUCCCCCGGCUGGAGGGGACCCUCUGAGCGAUCUGAGGUCCGAAACAGCCUGGGCCAACACUAUGACGUGGAUCUGUGCCACGGUGGUACACUUCUGCUUUGGAUCGAGCUAUCCUGAGCCCUCCUCCAGAAUACGCCGAUGGCAAGAGCUAUCUGAGGCCGUGGAGAGUUGGUUAAUCACCCGACCGGAUACAUUCGACCCAAUCUGGUAUAGCGAAGCUGUGAAAGAGAGUGGCAACCCAUUCCCAGAGAUAUGGUUCACGGCGGACUGGCAUAUUAUGGCAUUCGGAUUUUAUCAUCUCGCCCGUAUGCUCUUGGCCAUCUACAAGCCAUCGCCUAAAUUUGCAGUCCGGGGACUACAUAGUCCAGCUCGUGAGUCUGAUGUCCGAGUCAUGAUGCACGCUCGUGCAAUCUGUGGGGCAUGCAACAGUUCCCCUUCGACUGUGCCAUCGUUGAUCACGCUCUGUCAUUCCACCUUUAUUUGUAAGACAUGUCCAGGGUUCGUGUGGGAUGUCGUUACUGACAUGGACAGGGGGUCCUUUGAUGACAGAUUCGGCAGAAAGGGCUGGAGUAAUUAG